Thlaspi arvense is the source of this 7185-nucleotide messenger RNA. Lineage: Eukaryota; Viridiplantae; Streptophyta; Magnoliopsida; Brassicales; Brassicaceae. The record is from the annotation of a GenBank genome assembly.
GGAAAAUUGAGAAAAUAAAAUAAAAUAGAGGAACAAAAAAAUUGCAGAAGAAAAGAAAAAUGGAAGCACAAAUGUCAGUGAGGCGAGCCCAAGUCUUGGCCACCUCUCUCUUUCAUUGAUCUCUUUCCCCACACCAUAAAGUUUGAUUCUUCUUGCUGCGAAAUCAUUUCCUUUCUUCUCGAUUGAAAUCUCUCUCUCUCUCUCUCUCUCGGGAUUUCUGGGUUUCUCUUCUGAUUAAGAAAGGAAAGUGGGAACUUCGGACGAAAUGGGUACUUGGAGGAGCCAAUUGAAGGCCAUGCUCCGCAAAAAUUGGCUCCUCAAAACUCGCCAUCCCUUCGUUACUUCUGCCGAGAUUUUGCUUCCGACUGUUGUAAUGUUGUUGUUGAUAGCUGUGAGGACACAGGUUGACACCAAAAUUCAUCCGGCUCAAUCGAACUUAGAGAAAGAUACACUGGUCGAAGUGGGCAAAGGUGUAUCUCCCAGUUUUCCAGAAGUUUUGAAGCUUUUGCUUGCUGAAGGGGAAUAUCUAGCUUUUGCACCUGACACAGAUGAAACAAAGAACAUGAUCGACAUUUUGUCUCUAAAGUUUCCGGAACUGCGGCUAGUUACUAAAAUUUUUGAAGAUGACAUUGAGCUGGAAACUUAUAUAACCUCUGCGCAUUAUGGUGCCUGCAGCGAACUGAGGAAUUGUUCGAAUCCAAAAAUAAAAGGAGCUGUGGUAUUCCAUGAACAAGGACCUCAUUUAUUUGACUAUAGCAUCCGCUUGAACCACACAUGGGCAUUCGCAGGAUUCCCAAAUGUUAAGUCCAUCAUGGACACAAAUGGACCUUAUGUCAAUGAUCUGGAACUGGGAAUUAAUACCAUACCAACAAUGCAAUACAGCUUCAGCGGAUUCUUGACUCUUCAGCAGGUGGUAGACUCUUUCAUUAUAUUUUCUUCUCAGCAAAACAUAGACUUGCCAUUAUCACAUUCAUCUACUGGUUCAGCUUCACCCUUUGAGCUGCCAUGGAGUCUGUUUAGCCCCUCAAAGAUAAGAAUGGUUCCAUUUCCAACCCGUGAAUACACUGAUGAUGAGUUUCAGUCUAUUGUCAAAAGCGUAAUGGGAUUGUUGUACCUGCUGGGAUUUCUGUAUCCAAUCUCGCGGCUUAUCAGCUACUCUGUCUUUGAGAAGGAGCAGAAAAUAAGAGAAGGACUUUACAUGAUGGGCUUGAAGGAUGAGAUAUUCCAUUUGUCAUGGUUUAUCACAUAUGCAUUGCAGGCAGCUGGAAAAAGUAGACUAUUGCCUCAUUUCUUUCGAUAUAAUUUUGCAUUAUGCUCUGGGAUUAUUACAGCUUGUACGAUGGGAAGUCUCUUUAAGUAUAGUGAUAAGACAUUAGUCUUCACAUACUUCUUUUUAUUUGGGCUCAGUGCAAUCAUGCUCUCAUUUCUUAUAUCAACAUGUUUCACUCGAGCAAAGACAGCUGUGGCAGUUGGGACCCUAGCCUUUCUCGGAGCCUUCUUCCCUUACUAUACUGUAAACGAUGAAUCUGUGUCCAUGGUAUUGAAGGUAGUUGCUUCUUUGCUUUCACCUACUGCAUUUGCUCUUGGAUCAAUCAACUUUGCUGAUUAUGAGCGUGCACAUGUUGGACUUCGUUGGAGCAAUAUAUGGCUGGCAUCUUCUGGAGUUAGUUUUUUUGUCUGCCUCUUGAUGAUGCUGUUCGACUCUAUUCUUUACUGCGCCAUUGGUCUUUAUCUGGACAAGGUCCUCCCCAGGGAAAAUGGUGUGCGGUACCCAUGGAACUUCAUCUUCAGCAAGUGCUUUGGGAGGAAGAAAAACAACAUCCAAUAUCGCAUUCCAGGUCUCAAAACUAGUACGCUCCCAGAGAAUAUAGAGGUUACUCAGGGCGAGCCUUUUGAUCCAGUUACUGAAUCGAUAAGCCUGGAAAUGAGGCAACAAGAGCUUGAUGGGAGGUGCAUACAAGUUAAAAAUCUGCAUAAGGUCUUUGCCUCAGGAAGGGGGAAUUGUUGUGCAGUUAGUUCAUUGCGACUUACAUUGUACGAGAACCAGAUACUUUCACUUCUGGGCCAUAAUGGGGCUGGUAAAAGCACAACAAUAUCAAUGCUUGUCGGCCUUCUUCCUCCAACUUCUGGAGAUGCCCUGAUACUUGGAAACAGUAUCGUAACAAACAUGGAUGAGAUACGGAAAGAACUAGGUGUUUGCCCUCAGCAUGACAUCCUCUUUCCAGAACUGACAGUUAGAGAACACUUGGAGAUGUUUGCGGUUCUUAAAGGUGUUAAGGAAGAUUCCUUGAAAAGCACAGUUGCUAAUAUGGCGGAGGAAGUGGGAUUGUCUGAUAAAAUUAGUACACUUGUGCGGGCACUUUCCGGAGGUAUGAAGAGGAAAUUGUCACUUGGAAUCGCAUUGAUAGGAAACAGUAAGGUGAUUAUUCUCGAUGAACCAACCAGUGGAAUGGAUCCGUACUCAAUGCGUCUUACAUGGCAAUUGAUUAAGAAAAUUAAAAAGGGCAGAAUAAUAUUGCUAACAACGCAUUCCAUGGACGAAGCUGAAGAACUUGGAGAUCGGAUAGGAAUCAUGGCUAAUGGAUCUCUCAAGUGUUGUGGCAGCUCUAUGUUCCUGAAGCAUCACUACGGGGUUGGUUACACUCUUACGCUAGUAAAGACUUCUCCAGCUGUCUCUGUUGCCUCACGUAUAGUUCAUCGUCACAUUCCAUCAGCAACCUGUGUGAGUGAGGUGGGAAACGAAGUCUCUUUCAAGCUUCCAUUGGCAUCCUUGCCUUGCUUUGAAAACAUGUUCAGAGAAAUUGAGAGUUGCAUGAAGAGUUCUGAUCACAGAUCUGGGAUUAGUGAGAUUGAGGGUUCAGAUUAUCCUGGUAUUCAGAGCUAUGGUAUAUCUGUCACGACACUUGAAGAGGUGUUUCUAAGAGUUGCUGGCUGUAACUUAGAUAUCGAGGAUAAGCAGGAAGAUACAUUUGUUUCUCCUGAUACCGACGCUUCUCUGGUAUGCAUUGGGUCUACUCAGAAGAGUACGAUGCAACCCAAAUUGCUAGCAAGUUGUAAUGAGGGUGCUGGAGUUGUAAUUACCUCAAUUGCAAAAGCUUGCAGAUUGAUCGUUGCUGCAAUUUGGACUUUAAUUGGAUUCAUUAGCAUGCAGUGUUGUGGUUGUUCUGUUAUCUCAAGGUCAAUGUUUUGGCGGCAUUUCAAAGCAUUGUUCAUAAAAAGAGCAAGAUCUGCAUGCAGAGACCGCAAAACAGUGGCUUUCCAGCUCAUCAUCCCAGCGGUUUUCUUGCUUUUUGGCCUUCUUUUCCUUCAGCUCAAACCACAUCCUGAUCAGAAAUCCAUAACGUUGACAACUGCAUAUUUUAACCCUCUCCUUAGUGGCAACGGUGGUGGUGGUCCGAUUCCUUUUGAUCUGACUGAGCCAAUUGCCAAAGAGGUUGCACAAUAUAUUGAAGGAGGCUGGAUUCAACCAUUGAGGAAUAGUUCAUAUAAGUUUCCUAAUCCAAAAGAGGCAUUGGCUGAUGCAAUUGAUGCAGCAGGUUCCACGUUGGGGCCCACUCUACUUUCUAUGAGCGAAUUUCUGAUGUCUAGUUUUGAUCAGUCCUACCAGUCAAGUGAGACCAAAGCUCUCAUUAUUAUGAAACGUAUGCAUUUGAAGAGCUGCUCUUGGAACUAUGUCAGUUUAAGAUACACCGUGCUACACAACGGUACUUGUCAGCAUGCUGGUCCAAUCUACAUCAAUGUUAUGCAUGCUGCGAUUCUCCGACUUGCUACUGGUAACAAGAAUAUGACAAUUCAAACCCGAAACCAUCCUUUGCCACCAACAAAAAGUCAGCGCAUUCAGCGUCAUGAUUUCGAUGCCUUUUCCGCUGCAAUUAUUGUUAGCAUCGCAUUUUCGUUCAUCCCAGCCUCCUUUGCUGUUCCCAUUGUCAAGGAGAGGGAGGUAAAAGCAAAGCAUCAACAGCUUAUUAGUGGGGUUUCUGUCCUUUCAUACUGGUUAUCAACGUACGUAUGGGAUUUCGUCAGUUUCUUAUUUCCGUCAACAUUUGCAAUAAUCCUCUUCUACGCUUUUGGUCUGGAACAGUUUAUUGGAAUAGGUCGGUUUCUGCCGACUGUCCUUAUGCUCCUGGAGUAUGGCUUGGCAAUUGCAUCAUCAACUUACUGUCUUACAUUUUUCUUCACCGAGCAUAGCAUGGCUCAGGCAACUUCCAACUACUCUAAUGUUAUUCUUAUGGUCCACUUCUUCUCUGGUCUUAUCCUUAUGGUUAUCUCAUUUGUUAUGGGCCUUAUUCCAGCGACUGUUAGUGCAAACGCAUAUCUUAAGAACUUCUUCAGAUUAUCACCUGGAUUUUGCUUCUCUGAUGGAUUGGCUUCAUUAGCUCUUCUAAGACAGGGGAUGAAAGACAAAUCCAGUCAUGGGGUGUUUGAUUGGAAUGUCACUGGAGCGUCCAUCUCUUACCUAGCUUUGGAGAGUAUAUUCUACUUCCUUGUGACGCUUGGGCUUGAGCUCGUGCCUGUUCAAAAGAUUAUGUCUUUCUCAAUUGGGGACUGGUGGCAGAAUUUGAAAGCUUUCAAACAAGGUGCUAAUUCUAGUUCUACAGAGCCACUUCUGAAGGAUUCGAGUGAAGCCAUUUCCGCUGAUAUGGAGGAUGACAUAGACGUGAAAGAGGAAAGAGACAGGGUGAUUUCAGGGGUGACAGACAACACCAUAUUCUACUUACAGAACCUGAGGAAGGUCUAUCCUGCUUACAAACAUCACAGCCCAAAAGUAGCUGUACAGUCCUUAACUUUCUCGGUCCAAGCAGGAGAAUGUUUUGGCUUUUUAGGAACGAAUGGAGCUGGGAAGACUACUACCUUGUCUAUGUUAUCUGGAGAAGAAACCCCAACUAGUGGAACUGCCUUUGUCUUUGGUAAAGACAUUGUAUCGAGUCCCAAAGCUAUCCGUCAGCAUAUUGGCUACUGCCCCCAGUUUGAUGCUUUAUUCGACUAUUUGACUGUGAAGGAGCACCUUGAAUUUUAUGCAAGGAUCAAAGGAGUGGUUGAUCAUAGAAUUGAUAAUGUGGUUUUGGAGAAGUUAGUCGAGUUUGACUUGUUGAAACAUUCUCACAAGCCAUCGUUCACUCUUAGCGGCGGAAACAAGCGCAAACUGUCCGUUGCUAUUGCAAUGAUUGGAGAUCCUCCCAUUGUCAUUCUUGAUGAACCAUCUACAGGUAUGGACCCUGUUGCCAAAAGAUUCAUGUGGGAUGUAAUAUCCCGCCUGUCGACAAGGAGUGGAAAGACAGCGGUCAUUCUGACUACUCAUAGCAUGAAUGAAGCACAAGCGCUUUGCACUAGGAUCGGGAUCAUGGUUGGAGGCCGCCUAAGAUGCAUAGGGAGUCCACAACACUUAAAGACGCGCUUCGGAAACCACCUUGAGUUAGAGGUCAAACCCAACGAAGUCAGCCAUGUGGACUUGGAGAACUUUUGCCAAAUGAUUCAGCAAUGGCUCUUUAACGUUCCUUCACAGCCUAGAAGUUUGCUCGGUGAUCUCGAAGUUUGUAUCGGUGUCUCUGACUCUAUUACUCCUGAUACGGCUUCAGCAUCAGAAAUCAGUUUGUCACCAGAAAUGAUACAAAGGAUUGCGAAGUAUCUUGGUAAUGAACAGAGAGUGAGUACUCUGUUACCUCCCAUGCCUGAGGAAGAUGCUCGAUUCGAUGAUCAGUUAUCAGAACAGCUGUUUCGAGAUGGUGGUAUUCCACUGCCAAUAUUUGCGGAGUGGUGGCUAACCAAAGAAAAGUUUUCAGCAUUGGAUUCUUUCAUACAAUCUUCGUUUCCAGGCGCAACAUUCAAGAGCUGCAAUGGGUUGAGCAUUAAAUACCAGUUGCCAUUUGGAGAAGGAGGAUUGUCACUUGCAGAUGCCUUUGGACACCUUGAACGAAACCGGAAUCUGUUGGGAAUAGCUGAAUACAGUAUAAGUCAAUCCACUCUCGAGACCAUAUUCAACCAUUUUGCAGCUAACUCAUAACCACUUAAAGCAUUAUUGCGGCUUGUAUAACCAAAACUCUUGAUGACCACAGCCCAAAGAGAGAACUGAUCACUCACCCAAAAUAGUUGUAAAUAUGGCAAAUAUAUGAGCAACUGUGCUCUUUACGUCUAUAUAUACAAAAUGUUGUAAUGUACCAAUACCAUGUUUUGAACUCGAGAUUUUAUCAAAUACAAAUCCGAGGUUUUGAUCUUUCAUGUCUUACUUUUAAUUAAAGAUAUCUAUGCAAACUUGUAAGAAUCUGAAGAAGCUGGUAAAGGAAUUCAAUCUUAGAUCUGUUUCACUCCAGCUUCACUCCAAACAACUUAAGCCCCUCAUCUUCAUUAUCAUCAUCGGUGUAGUUUCCUUCUUCUUCGUCUUCUUCUCCUCCUCCGUAUCUCUCCACCAACUCCAUAAGCUGUUUGCAUUUCUUCUUGGUCUUGUCGAGUUCUGAGCUCAAGAGCUCAUUUUCAUUCUUCAAGCACUUGUUUUCGUCGAGUAAUGCAGAGUAUACAAAGGAGGAGGAAGUUGAGGAAGACCGUUGAUCCUCAUGGUUAUGAUCAAUCCCAAGCCGUUGAUGAUCUUCUUGAUUCACCGUCGCUGUUGUCGUUGGUACAACCUGAUGAGACUUGUUGUGUGAGUGUGAGUGUGACCAACUCUUCCUUCUUCGGAUAUUGCACAUAAGCUCUCUUUGCCCCUUUCGAAACAUCUCAUUACUAAAUUCCCAUCUUAUCGUCGAUAAAUUAACGUACGUAAGUGUUGAGCUGGCGAACAAAGCUAGAGAAGUUGCAAUGCUUGAAAAGUGUUGGUAAGAGAUCUCUAGCGAACUCCGCCGGUUGCCACACGACGAAGCCGCUUCCAUCUCCGUUCCAAGAUAUAACCUCGUCUGUUGUCGGAUCCUCAACCACCUUGUAUGUCUUCACCAAGAACGGUGGUGGUGGCGGCGGCUGUAGCUCCGCCGUGGAUGUUGGUUUCCCGGUCAUAAACUCUGACGGCAAACGGUCUAUGUCGUUAAUGUUGUUAUCGUUACACCGUAAAUGAUCAGCAGCAUCUUCCUCCAUCAAGAAGAAGUAUUAUUUCAUGAAGAGAACAAGUGGUGGUAGAUCUCAAUCCAGAAAGACGUAACACGACUCCAUAGAUGGAGAAAGAGACGUUAUUUAGUUUAAUAAAGUGGUUGAGACAAUAAU